UCUCCCCCUUUGCUGUGUGUAGAGAUUUCAAUCAGGUGUGUGAAGGCGUGGCCUACAACAUAAAACUUGCAGUCAGCGGUGCAGUCAGACUUGAUGAAGACAAGCUCUGUAAAGUUUUGCUUUCUCAACGAAAAGUCCAAACCUCCGACAAGACUAUGCUGACCUUGUCGCAGCUCCUGCACGCCGCCGUGUUCUUCUACCUCGUGCCCUGUCUGCUCUGCGGCAACCUGCGCUGCUUUUACAGGCCCAUCCAGGAAAAGGAGGUCAAAUAUGGGCACGUUGUGACAGAAUGCCGGCCGGAUGAAGUGUGCUUCAAAGCGGAGGGUCGCUUCGGCAACUACAGCGCCCUGUCGGCCAGCGGUUGCAUGCCUAGGAAGAAUUGCAGAUGGAUUCAUGAGCUCCCCUACAAAGGAGUCGUCUUCACAAUCAGCUAUAAGUGCUGCAACCGGCUAUAUUGCAACGCCUGUGUGGGCCUCAAAGCCAACACUUUCUCCAUCGCUCUUACACUUGCGACUAUUGUUGUGGUCGCCAGUUAACGCCUAUACUGAACAUGAGCAUCAUAUAAUGUUUGUGUCAGGUGGAAAAAUAGUAGUCUGAAGACACUGAGCUGCAAAUAUGGAUAUUUUAACUGUUUUAGAGUGCGCCUUUUAUUGAAAUUAAAGCUUUUAAUAAAA
Messenger RNA from Nerophis lumbriciformis (worm pipefish), 674 nucleotides. The record is from RefSeq and is a predicted model, not a curated record. NCBI's taxonomy places the organism in Eukaryota, Metazoa, Chordata, Actinopteri, Syngnathiformes, Syngnathidae.